UUAUUUUUGGUGAAACCUGCUGCGGGUGGGAAUUGAAACUUGACAUAAAACUGAACUGGUUUUAGUUCUUUGACUUUUGGUCCUAGAACGAGUGCAGUUACGUGGACGUAACUAACCAUAUGUUUUGAAAGUGCACAUUGUUAACACUCAAAGUUCCGAAGAAAAAUCGUCAUCAUGGAUACUUCAAUGACCGCAAAAGAUGUCAGAAAUGCCUACAUCAAUUUCUUCAAAGAAAAACAACACGAUUACAUUCAUUCAUCUUCUACAAUUCCUUUGGAUGAUCCUACUUUGCUCUUCACAAAUGCUGGUAUGAAUCAGUACAAGCCCAUCUUUCUUGGUACAGUUGAUCCAAACAGUGACUUGGCUAAAUUGACGAGGGCUGUUAAUUCCCAAAAAUGUAUCAGAGCUGGUGGUAAGCACAAUGAUUUAGACGAUGUUGGUAAAGAUGUCUAUCAUCAUACCUUCUUCGAGAUGAUGGGUAACUGGUCUUUCGGAGAUUAUUUCAAAAAGGAAAUUUGUGCAUGGGCUUGGGAGCUUUUGACUGAUAAGCUUAAACUUCCUGGCGAAAGACUUUAUGUUACUUAUUUUGGAGGAGAUCAGAAAUCUGGUUUAGAGCCGGACAAUGAAUGUAAACAGAUAUGGUUGGAUCUUGGAGUGCCCCCUAGUCAUGUCAUACCAGGCAGCAUGAAAGACAACUUCUGGGAAAUGGGUGAAACAGGCCCUUGUGGACCUUGCUCCGAACUUCAUUUCGAUAGAAUUGGAGGUAGAGAUGUACCUGAGUUGGUGAAUCAAGACGACCCAGAUGUACUUGAAAUCUGGAAUCUUGUGUUCAUCCAAUUCAAUCGUGAGACUGACGGUAGCUUGAAACCGCUUCCAAAAAAACACAUUGAUUGCGGAUUAGGUCUUGAAAGAUUGGUGUCAGUUAUUCAAAAUAAACGAUCAAAUUAUGACACAGAUCUUUUUGUGCCGAUUUUUGAAGCUAUUCAGAAAGGAACUGGAGCCCCUGCUUAUCGAGGCAGAAUUGGUAACGACGAUGUUGAUGGAGUUGAUAUGGCAUACAGAGUGUUGGCUGAUCAUGCACGCACCCUAACUAUAGCGUUAUCUGAUGGUGGCUACCCUGAUAAUACCGGGAGAGGAUAUGUCUUGAGGAGGAUAUUGAGGAGAGCAGUCAGGUAUGCAACAGAAAAAUUGAAUGCCAAGCCUGGUUUCUUCUCUACUUUAGUACACACAGUUGUUGAAAUACUUGGGGACAACUUCCCAGAAUUGAAAAAGGACCCUCAAAGUGUUAUCGAUGUCAUCAAUGAAGAGGAGGAGCAAUUUUUGAAGACUCUAUCCAGAGGAAGAAGCCUGUUACAUCGUACCAUACAGAAAUUGGGUGAUUCAAAUACUUUACCUGGAGAUGUAGCUUGGCGGUUAUAUGACACUUAUGGAUUCCCUGUGGAUUUAACUCAGCUGAUGGCUGAAGAAAAAGGGCUUGCUGUAGAUAUGAAUUCUUAUGAAGAAUCCAAGAAGCAGGCACAACUUAUAUCUCAGGGCAAAGGUGCUGGAGUAGAAGACACAAUCAACCUAGAUGUCCAUUCCAUAACUGAACUUCAAAACAAAGGUGUUCCCCCAACGGACGAUGCUGCUAAAUAUGAAUACGAAGCCGAUAAGUCUUUGUCUUCGGAAUACAAGUUUUCCUCUUGUGAAGGAACUGUAAUAGCUCUUCGUUUCGACAAACAGUUUGUCAAUGAAGUAACUACGGGGCAGGAGUGUGGUGUGAUUUUGGACAAGACAAACUUCUACGCUGAACAAGGAGGUCAAAUCUAUGAUACUGGUUAUAUGGUUAAAGUCGGGGAUGAUAGUGUGGAAUUUUCUGUUAAAAAUGUCCAAAUCAAGGGUGGUUACAUUGUUCAUAUUGGAACCAUUGAAGGAACUCUGAAGAAAGGCGAUAAAGUAAUUCUUCAUAUCGACUCAUCUCGUAGAAGGCUAGUUAUGAACAACCACACAGGAACACAUGUAUUAAACUUCGCCUUAAGAAAAGUCUUGGGAACCGAGGCUGACCAAAGAGGCUCCCUUGUAGCCCCCGACAGGCUUAGGUUCGAUUUCACCAACAAAGGUGCAAUGACAACAGAACAAGUGAAGAGCGCAGAAUUGCAAUCGAAAGAACUGAUCGAUAAGAAUGAAGAGGUAUAUGCUAAAGACACCGACCUAACACUUGCGAAAACCAUCAGAGGUCUUCGAGCUGUUUUCGAAGAAACAUACCCUGAUCCGGUCAGAGUUGUGUCCAUCGGAAUUCCUGUAGAAACCCUUGAAAAGAAUCCAUCAUCUCCAGCAGGCGAGAACACAUCGAUAGAAUUCUGUGGUGGAACUCAUUUGAAGUAUGCUGGUCACAUUGGUGAUUUCGUAAUUGCAAGUGAAGAAGCUAUAGCUAAAGGAAUAAGGAGGAUAAUUGCUCUUACUGGUCCAGAAGCUUCAAAAGCACUCAAAAAGAACGAAUUUUUAGAAAAUAGGUUGAACGAAAUCAAAACAUCAAUUGCGGAAGAUAAAGAUGGAAACAAAUCGAAGGAACAUGUUAAACAAAUAGUUGAAUUAACUGAGGAAGUUUCUCAAGCUACAAUACCUUAUUGGAAAAAAGAUGAGAUAAGAAACACCUUGAAAAACCUAAAGAAGAAUCUUGAUGAUAAAGAGCGAGCAGCUAAAGCCGCAGUUGCAAAUAAAGUUGUCGAUGAAGUUAAAGAGUUCCUCAAUGAAAAUAAGAAUGUUACUAUUAUUGUUAAAGAACUCAAAGCUUUCAAUAACACGAAAGCUCUUGACAGUGCUUUGAAACAAGUCAGGAGUUUGAGCCCUAACACAUCUGCUUUAUUUGUGACUGUUGAUGAAGAUUCUAAGAAGAUGUUCUGUUUGUCUUCUGUACCAAAAGAUGCCAUCGCUAAAGGUCUGAAGGCCAAUGAAUGGGUUCAGUCUGUAGCUACCAAGUUAGGAGGAAAGGGAGGUGGUAAACCUGAUUCUGCACAAGCUUCUGGAAGUAAUUGUGUGGCAGUCAGUGAAAUUUUAGAAUUAGCUAAGUCUUUCGCUGAGGCAAAACUUUCAUAAUUGAGAUAAAAAAAAAUUUUACGUUGUCUGAAAGCCCAGUGUCUUAAUGAUUUAUAAUUUAUUGUUCUAGAGUCAUGAAAAAAUGAAACAUGAUUUUUAACUGGUGCAUUUUUAUGUUUCCAAACUUCCUAUAUUAUGGAAUGCAUUUUACUUCUGUCAUUUUAGAAAAUUGUUAAUAUUUAAAUACAAUUUUUUACAAUCAAA
Messenger RNA from Harmonia axyridis, 3279 nucleotides. RefSeq names its product alanine--tRNA ligase, cytoplasmic (gene AlaRS). Gene Ontology annotation, molecular function: aminoacyl-tRNA deacylase activity; amino acid binding; alanine-tRNA ligase activity. The transcript has 6 exons. NCBI's taxonomy places the organism in Eukaryota, Metazoa, Arthropoda, Insecta, Coleoptera, Coccinellidae. Gene Ontology annotation, biological process: tRNA modification; alanyl-tRNA aminoacylation. The record is from RefSeq and is a predicted model, not a curated record. Gene Ontology annotation, cellular component: cytoplasm; mitochondrion. Bases 175 to 3075 code for a protein of 966 amino acids.